Molecule: messenger RNA, 2625 nt
Organism: Electrophorus electricus (electric eel)
Lineage: Eukaryota; Metazoa; Chordata; Actinopteri; Gymnotiformes; Gymnotidae
Gene: pofut4
Product: protein O-fucosyltransferase 4
Cellular component (GO): Golgi membrane
Molecular function (GO): alpha-(1->3)-fucosyltransferase activity
Source: RefSeq, a predicted model, not a curated record
AAAUGAUGCACCGCUGGGGGAUGCACCAGAUGUAAACCGACGUUGCAUGACGCCCCCACUACAAUAAAUAGCAGCCUAGCAUAUUUGGAGUGUGCGAGGAAUUCUUUUUUUCUAAUAUUCCAUAUGCUCUUAAUUUUAAAAUUUAGGCCACUCUCAUAUUCAUCGCCAAGAAUAGCCUGUGCCCUUUUUUAAUAAAACGGUUAGUUCCGAACUCUCAAUCUGAUUGGUUGAAAUGUGUUCUAAUCGCGUGGAGAUUCCUAAUAACUGUUUUCAGCCCGCUGAUGCAUUGAGUAACGGCUAGCUUUACGCACCCAACCAUCUAGCUAAUUUGUGCGUAUACAAAAUGUUCCCAUAACUUGAAUGACUUUUAUAACAUAGCUUUACGACUGCAGCCCACUUGACUAUACUCUGAAGGAGAGGUAGAACCACCUCAAACGAUGCAGGUUGAAAGUGGGCUUGUGCUCUGUUUGUGGCUUGGGCUGUGUACACUACCAUGCAGGUCCCUGGAGCCAGCAGACACUGUGGACAGUGGAGCAUUCCAGCCCCAGAGUGCCCUUACUGGCAUGGAAUUUGUCACUGUAAGUUCUUACAGAGGUCCGGGCAAUAGUGACACACGCAGUAACAAAGAGUUGCCCAUUCUCCUUUGGUGGAGCGCCAACCUCUUCCCCCACUUUCCUGGUAACAGGGAACGCGUGGACUGUCCCCGCUCCUCUUGCCUAGUUACACACAACCGCAAAGUACAGCUGCACCGCCGCACUACUUCCAUUAUUUUCUAUGGUACAGACUUCCGUGCAUAUGAGGCACCACUGCCACGUCUGCCCCACCAGACAUGGGCACUGUUCCACGAGGAGUCACCCAUGAACAACUACAUGUUCUCUCACAGCCCUGGAAUUCGCCUCUUCAACUACACAGCGACAUUCAGGCGGGAGUCUGACUACCCCCUCACGCUUCAGUGGCUGCCAUCACUUGACUACCUCCUGCAGCCUCCUUCAGUUUCUCUGCAGGAGAAGAACCGUUGGAGACAGGCCGGGCUAGCCCCAGUGCUCUACAUGCAGUCACACUGCGAUGUGCCUUCUGACCGUGACCGCUAUGUCCGGGAGUUUAUGAAAUACAUAGAGGUGGACUCAUAUGGAAAGUGUCUGAACAACAAGCAUCUGCCUGAGCACCUGGAGGACACUAGCACCGCCACAGGUGAGGACAGCCUGUUCAUGAGCUUUGUGGCCCGUUACAAGUUCCAUCUUGCCCUGGAGAAUGGCCGGUGCCCUGACUAUAUGACUGAAAAACUGUGGCGACCCAUGCAUCAGGGAUGUGUACCUAUCUACCUGGGCUCAUCAUCAGUGGCUGACUGGCUUCCCAACCCCCAUUCUGCUGUCCUCAUUGAUGACUUUUCCUCCCCCCGAGAGCUGGCCAAAUUCAUCAAGGCUCUGGAUGAGGAUGAUACUGCAUACAUGCAGUAUUUGGAGUACAAGACACACAGCAAGAUCACUAAUCUGCGCCUCCUGGAAGGGCUUCAGAACAGAGAGUGGGGUGUCAAUGACAUGAGCAAGCCAAACUACCUGAAUGGCUUUGAGUGUUUUGUGUGUGAUGGUGAGAACAAACGUCUGGUUGAAGAAAAAGCACACUGGCGAAACCCGGAAAAAAACCCUGCACCCCACCAAAGGAUGGCCAACAACAGCCAUAUGGGCUGCCCUCUCCCUAGUCCAAGUUAUGGCUCCUUAGAUGAGAUUGACCCCAACGACACCUGGGUUCAGAUGUGGCCACAGGACUACUGGCAGAGUCUAGACCAAGCUGAGGGCCUGGUGUCACUGAUAAGUCACAAUGAAUCUGACCCUGGACUGCUCUGGCACCACAUUCACAGCAUAGCCAUGAGGAGAGGCAGGGGCCAGUGAUAUGCAAGCCUCUCCAAGGAAGCAUGUUACCUCUUGGACUCACCUAUGAGUAGGUUUUAAUCGUUAUUUAUUCUGCCAAAGCCCAACAACUUGGAAAAAAGAGCCACUUAUGGUUGACUUGUCCAUUGAGCAAUUGUAAAAUUGCUUUCUUCAUUUAAUGGAAAACUGUGAGUAACCUCUGUAGGUGGGUCAGCUAGCAAAACUAGAGGAAACAAAAUUUGUAUUUGAAGGGUUACCACAGAAAUUUUUAUAAUGCACAUUAUGUAUAUAGAAUUUGAAGAUGGUGUGUAUGUGCAAUUUUUGUAAUUGAAUGGCAUAUUACAUCUAUUUUGGCCUGUGCAUGACUGACUUACAUAUUCAUUGUUGCAUUGUUUGCAGUGUUACAAGUCACGAGAGGUUUUUUGACAUUGUUCAUAUGGAUAUACUUUAAUAAAUAAUCCACAUAAACAAAGCAUUAGAAUGAAUCUACUCUUAUCACUGCAACUGUUAAGUCUUUUUGUGAUUUAUGAAUGUCAGGUUGCUGAACAAGACAUUUAAAUGCAGCUGCUUUUUUAUUCAGCAGAUUUCUUUGUAAUGAGGUUUUUGGGUUCGAUAAGUGCCUUGGAAUGUUUAUAUUUUCAUAUUUCUUAUUUUCAUAUUUUAUAAAGGAGAAUAACAAAUUAAAAGGGUUAUACACAAACCUUUAAUUCCAGUGUGGAUAAUGUUUUGUAGCAGUAAGUAAAAAAAGUAGAUAUUU